This is a messenger RNA of Scheffersomyces coipomensis, 753 nucleotides long. It is a transcript of the gene TRP1, whose product is annotated as phosphoribosylanthranilate isomerase. Lineage: Eukaryota; Fungi; Ascomycota; Pichiomycetes; Serinales; Debaryomycetaceae. Gene Ontology annotation, molecular function: phosphoribosylanthranilate isomerase activity. The coding region runs from base 1 to 753 and encodes 250 amino acids. The record is from RefSeq and is a predicted model, not a curated record. The transcript has a single exon. Gene Ontology annotation, biological process: L-tryptophan biosynthetic process.
AUGACAAAGUUAGUGAAGAUAUGUGGGAUCAAGACGGUAGAGGCCGCUGAUAAGGCAAUCGACUCAGGGGCAGAUUUACUUGGAAUGAUUUUGGUGCCGAAAAGAAAGAGAACCAUUGAUCAUGAAGUUGCUGCACAAAUAUCAUUAAAGGUUAAGCAAACUAGACAGUCAAGACAUAGAAAGUAUCAAACUAUAGAAGAAAUUCAAAAGCAAAUAGCUCAAAUUGAAGUAAAAGAUUCAAAGGAAUACUUCCAAAUCAUUUCCCAACUUUUAAUAGACAAUGGACCAUUCUUAGUAGGUGUAUUUAGAAACCAAUCUAUUGAAGAUGUACUAGAAAUAGCUCAUAAGUUACAAUUGGACUUCAUACAACUCCAUGGCAGUGAAAACAAAAUAGAGUAUAGUAAAUCUAUUCCACAUCAAUUUGGAGUCAUCCCUCGAUAUGUAAUCCCAGAACAAACUGAAUUAAUGCCAAUCGAAUUUCAAAAAUUUAUCGAGUUAAAGACAGUUGGUUUACCUUUAUUAGAUUCUGAUGCUGGAGGUGAAGGAAAAGUUAUCGAUUGGGUAUUUAUAAAUGAACAUUUGGGAUUUAGCAAUUUCAUAUUGGCAGGUGGUUUGAAUCCAACCAAUCUCAAAGAUACUACAUCAAUUAAAAAUAUUAUAGGUUAUGAUGUUAGUGGAGGAGUAGAAGAUGAAAAUGGGGAUAAAGAUUUUCAAGAAAUAGAGAAUUUUAUAAAAGUAGGUAAGACAGUUUAA